GCCCUCCCUCCGACACGCUGGCACCAUGCUGCCCGCGGCCGCCGGGCCUCCCCCCUUUCCCCAGUUAUUUUUAUCCCCCCAAACACAUUUCAUCCUGUCCUAUUUUAAGCGGAGCAGUUGGCGCACCAGGAGCCCAGUGCCCGGUUCCUGGGGGCCCCAGACUGCCUGGCUGCCCAGGGGAGCGGGGCCGGGGACAUGCCCAGGGAGGCUGCAGAAGGUAGGCUGGCAGCAGCGAGGGGUGCGGGUCCCUGGCACCCAAGGCAGCUGUGACGCAGGGGCUGCUCAGUGGCAAUGGCCAAGUGCUGCCCACCCCACAGGGAUGCCAGCCCAGGGAGGGAGGGGGUGUGGAGUGCUGCGGGACGGAGGGGACAGCAGGCUGCAGGGGGCAGGCGGUGGGGGCAGCCUGCGGUGAAGGGCUGGACCCAUGGUGCUUGCAGGGUGCUUUGGGGGUCUGGGAGGCCUCAGACCUGACAGGUGCUGACCUGGUGCACACCAGCCCCUUGGAGCCCUGUGGCCCCAAUGCAGCACCAGCCCUGGACCUGGGAGUGGGCGCAAGCCACCAGCCCUGCCCACUGCUCACAACCGUUCAAACGCCACGGAAAUAUCCCCUCCCUCUGCUCCAGCUGCUUCCCGAGACAGUGUUGAGUGGGCUGGAGCCCUGCGUGCUGCCCUCCCCAUUCUCUGGGCACAUGCCACUGCAGCAUGGGGCACUGGACCCCUGGGCCAGCAUGAGACCCACUCCUCCCACUGUGCAUCCCUGAGCCCUCCGGCACGGUGCCAUGGGUACCACCAACCCUGGUGACAGCCUGGUACGGGGUUGCCCACACCCACAGGCUCGAGGUGGCCCCAGGUACGCUGGGACAGGAGCACAUUGCCACCCUGCGCAGCUGCCAGCUGCACUAACGAGGCUCUGGGACUGAGGUCACCGGGCUCCUGCUAACUGCUUUGAUGACAGCGCGCGGCGGCUGGGGGACAGCCAGCACUGGUCUGGCCCCACCCUGGGAUCAGCGGGCCUGUGACAAGGAGCGCUGGGCCAGCACCAGGGCUGACAUCACUUCUGGGAGGGGUCAUUGCAGCUGGGGGCCUCUGAUCACCUCAGGGGUACUUGAGAUACGCUCACCCCUUUCCUUGCUCCCAGCAGACGGUGUGGGCAGGGCGGAGGGCACCGUGCCAGCAGAGCCCGCCGACCCCGAUGGGAUGGACCCAGGAGCCAUCAGCCUGCACCCCGUUGCAUCCAUCAGCGACCUGCACUGCGCCUCGGCCGGGCACAAGGGCACAGAAGGGAAUGGCCCGGCUCCAUCCAGCAACCGGCUGCACCGCGCGGCCCGCGGUCCCCAACACCUGCCCACGCUGCGCCCUGUGCCGCCUCCCACCAUCUGCCCCUGCCCCGGGCACCCCUUCUUCCUCACCCUGCUGGGCCUCCUGGCGCUGGCCAGCCUGGUCCUGGCCGCACUGGCCGUCUACCUGAGCGUGCUGCAGAGCCAGUCGGUGCAGGCGCUGGCCCAGUGGCUGGAGAGCCAGGAGGACGCCAUGCGCCAGCUGCGGGCGGCCAGCGGGCAGCUCUGGGCUCGCCUCAACGCCAGCACCCAGCGCCGCUGAGCAGCCCCACGGAGCAGCCCCUUACGGAUCACCCC
Molecule: messenger RNA, 1634 nt
Organism: Numida meleagris (helmeted guineafowl)
Lineage: Eukaryota; Metazoa; Chordata; Aves; Galliformes; Numididae
Gene: LSMEM2
Product: leucine rich single-pass membrane protein 2
Exons: 3
Coding region: 949-1599 (216 amino acids)
Source: RefSeq, a predicted model, not a curated record